Messenger RNA from Rhodofomes roseus, 3082 nucleotides. RefSeq names its product WD-repeat-containing protein. The record is from RefSeq and is a predicted model, not a curated record. The transcript is spliced from 11 exons. Gene Ontology annotation, biological process: maturation of SSU-rRNA. Bases 51 to 2963 code for a protein of 970 amino acids. Gene Ontology annotation, cellular component: small-subunit processome; Pwp2p-containing subcomplex of 90S preribosome. Lineage: Eukaryota; Fungi; Basidiomycota; Agaricomycetes; Polyporales; Fomitopsidaceae. Gene Ontology annotation, molecular function: protein binding; snoRNA binding.
GCCGGCUGAUCGCCUGUGGCUGCGACUUCCUCUCUGUUGUGCUGAGCACUAUGGUCCAGAGCUACUUGAAACACGGGCCCACAGAGGCAUUCGGGCUCGUCUGUAGCUCGUCUUCGAGCUCCCACUAUGACGGCAAGCUCGCGUAUGUACCAGCCCUGGAGGAUGUCCUGGUAUGGGACGUGAAGAAGGGUCAGAUGAUCGCGAUGUGGCACGAGACAGGCCAUCGAGCGGAGGUCACUUGCAUCCUCCGUUCACCGCAGAAGGAUACCUUCGCAGUGGGUUACGCAGAUGGAUCCAUUCGUCUAUGGAGCGCGUCAGAGAAGUCUGUCAUUGCAACAUUCAACGGUCAUAAGAAAGCCAUUACCGCGCUUGCCUUCGACGACGCUGGUGCUAGGCUCGCGUCGGGCUCGCAAGACACCGACCUCAUUCUGUGGGAUGUCGUCGCGGAAGCUGGCCUGUUCAGGUUACGUGGUCAUCGGGACCAAGUCACCGCUAUACGUUUCAUCACAUCCGCUUCUCCCGCACAACCGUCCUCCUCCUCUGGAACCACUCCAGGCUACCUCCUUACGUCCUCAAAGGAUACCUUCUUGAAGCUAUGGGACCUCGGUACACAACACUGCAUACAGACUAUCGUCGCUCACCGUUCCGAGAUCUGGACGCUCGACGUGGAUAGCAAGCACGAGUUGGUCUUCACGGGCAGCGGAGAGGGCGAGCUCAAGGCGUGGAAGAUCGACCAUGACGCACUUGCAGAGGGUCUGCGAGAGACUGAGAAUGGCGAGGUAGCAAAGCUCAUCCAUGCAGUCGCCCCGCUUCCAUUAGCCUCCAACCACCGAGUAUCACAGAUCACUUUCCACCCAUCACGCCCUUAUCUUGCCGUCCAGUCGCAUGACCGUACAGUCGAGCUCUUCCGCAUCCGCAAUGAGGACGAAAUCCGCAAGAAGCAAGCGCGGCGUCGUAAGCGACAGAAGGAGAAAGAACAAACAAAAGGCAAGAAGCCUACCGAGCACGAUGACGAAGCCCAAAUUCAAGUGGACGGAGACACAGAGGACAAAGACAAGGAGAUUGAGCUCGCUGACUUGUUCACGCCCUACCUCGUCGUGCGCGCGUCAGGCAAGAUCCGCUCGUUCGACUUCGCCGAAGACGAUGCCUCAAGGGCGAAGGGCAACACGCAGCUUUUUACCGCGCUGUCGUCUAACGCUCUGGAGGUGUACAGCAUCCCCCCUCCGACGAAGAGCAAAGACGUCGUACCGGAGGCGACCCGCAUCUAUUCUGUUGACCUGCCGGGUCACCGGACGGACGUAAGGACGAUGUGCCUGAGUUCGGACGACAGCCUGUUGGCGUCGGGCUCGAAUGGGUCGUUGAAGAUAUGGAACAUGAAGACGACGUCGUGUAUCAGGACUAUGGAGUGUGGACAUGCGAUCUGCAGCACGUUCCUUCCGGGUGACCGACAGGUCGCGGUGGGAACGAAGUCGGGAGAGAUCCUUAUCUACGACGUCGCCUCUUCGACACUCGUCGAGACCGUCAAAGCGCAUACGUCUACCGUAUGGUCGAUCCACGUCCGCGCAGAUGGACUAGCACUCGUCAGCGGCAGUGCGGACAAAGAUGUCAAGUUCUGGGAGUUCGAGUCAAAAGCUGCGGAUAGUGACAAUCCACGGAGUACUAGACUGUUAUCGCUAGUACAUGUCCGAACCCUCAAGAUGACAGACGACGUGCUUAGCGUGCGGUAUAGCCCGAACGGCAAGUUCCUGGCAGUAGCAUUACUCGACUCAACUGUGAAGGUCUUCUACCAAGACACACUCAAGUUCUUCCUCUCGCUAUAUGGUCACAAGCUCCCAGUGCUAAGCAUGGACAUCUCCCCGGAUAGCAAGCUCAUUGUUACGUGUUCGGCGGAUAAGAACGUUAAGAUUUGGGGCCUCGACUUCGGCGACUGUCAUCGCUCGCUUUUUGCGCACGACGAGAGUGUGAUGCAGGUGGCCUUCGAGAAAAACGACGUCCGAGAGCUCGAUGCGAAGCCGAGUCAUUAUUUCUGGACUGUCGGCAAGGAUCGUAUGGUGAAGUACUGGGAUGGGGACAAGUUCGAGAACAUCCAGAAGUUGGAGGGACAUCACGGAGAGGUGUGGGCCUUAGCCGUCAGCAACACCGGCAAGUUUGUCGUCACAGGCUCGCACGACAAGUCCAUCCGAGUAUGGGAGAAGCUCGACGAGCCGCUCUUCCUGGAAGAAGAGCACGAACGCGAGCUCGAGCAGCUCUACGAGUCCGGCAUCGCUGACACGCUCAACCGGAAUGACGCCCCGAUCGGGAGCGGCGCGGACGACGCGGACCCCACGCUCGCACAGGGCGCAGAGGCGACCACCGUCUCGAAGCAAACGACGGAGACGCUCAUGGCGGGCGAGCGGAUCAUGGAGGCGCUCGAGCUCGCGGACGGCGAGAUCGCGGCGCUACGCGAGUACGAGGAGGCGAGGGCAGCGGGCGGGCUCGGCGAGCAGGUCGCGCCGCCCCCGCGGAACCCGGUGCUCGCGGCGUAUGAUGUUGAGCCGGAGGAGUAUGUGUUGAGGGUGGUGCAGAAGGUGCCGGGGACGGCGCUGUAUGAUGCGUUGUUGGUGUUGCCGUUUGGGAAUGUGGUGAGCUUGAUGAAGUAUUUGAACGUCUGGGCGCAGAGGGAUUGGAACAUCAUCCUCACGUCAAGGAUCAUAUUCUUCCUCCUCAAGACACACUACCACCAGAUUGUUGCCAACCGCAUCAUGCGCACAGCUCUCAUUCCAUUGCGCAAGCACCUUCGUGAGUCACUGAGGAAGCAGAAGGACACGGUCGCAUACAACCUCGCCGCGCUCAAGUACAUCAAGCGGCAGAACGACGCGCAGCGGAUCGCAGAGUUCUACGAGGAGGAAGGCAUGGACGAAGAGAAGGUUCGGGAGAGGAUUACCGAGGGCAAGAAGCGGAAGCGUGUAGCCAUCAAGUCGUAGUCCGUUUCGUGGUAGUAUAUAUAGGUUGCUCAAGGCGUAGUGACAAAAGUACAAUACACAGAAUGGUAGUACAGAUCUAGUGUCUAUCGAUACAUCCUAGGAGGUGUCGUCCGUUGACG